Molecule: messenger RNA, 1984 nt
Organism: Oryza brachyantha (malo sina)
Lineage: Eukaryota; Viridiplantae; Streptophyta; Magnoliopsida; Poales; Poaceae
Product: trimethyltridecatetraene synthase-like
Exons: 2
Coding region: 204-1757 (517 amino acids)
Molecular function (GO): oxidoreductase activity, acting on paired donors, with incorporation or reduction of molecular oxygen; heme binding; iron ion binding
Source: RefSeq, a predicted model, not a curated record
AGUGACACCUCAACUUCCGCACACACGCGCGCUCUGCUACUGCCUACUGCCAUGGUGGUGCCAUGCAUAUGCCACCUCUGAGCUCGUCGUCUUCUAUAAGUAGCUGGGCCAAGCUCUGGUUGCCCAGCACCGCCUCAGCAAGCUCAUCCUACAACUGAAUUUCAGCCACACAUACUACCAGUCAGUUGGUCACCCUCUUACUGAUGGAGUUGGUGCUGCCGCCAUGGGCGUCCUUCGUCGGCGUCGUGCUCGCCACCGUGCUGCUCCUGAAAGCGGUGUUCGGCCGUGGCCGCCGCGUGUACAACCUCCCGCCGGGGCCUAAGCCAUGGCCAGUCAUCGGCAACCUCAACCUGGUGGGCACGCUCCCGCACCGUUCCAUCCACGAGCUCUCCAAGCGCUACGGCCCGAUCAUGUCGCUCCGGUUCGGGUCCUUCCCCGUCGUCGUCGGCUCGUCGGUCGAGAUGGCCAAGUUCUUCCUCAAGACGCACGACGUGGUGUUCACCGACCGGCCCAAGACCGCCGCCGGCAAGUACACCACCUACAACUACAGCGACAUCACGUGGUCGUCCUACGGCGCGUACUGGCGCCAGGCGCGCAAGAUGUGCCUCACCGAGCUCUUCAGCGCCAAGCGGCUCGAGUCGUACGAGUACAUCCGCGCGGAGGAGGUGAGCGCGCUGCUGCGUGACCUGCACGGCGCGGCCGGCGGCGUCGUGAUGCUCAAGGACUACCUGUCGACGGUGAGCCUGAACGUGAUCACCCGCAUGGUGCUGGGCAAGAAGUACCUCGACAAGGAGACGACCGCGCAGAACGGGUCGGUGACGACGCCGGAGGAGUUCAAGUGGAUGCUCGACGAGCUGUUCCUUCUCAACGGCGUGCUCAACAUCGGUGACUCCAUCCCGUGGCUGGACUGGCUGGACCUGCAGGGUUACAUCAAGAGGAUGAAGAAGCUCAGCAAGAUGUUCGACCGUUUCCUGGAACACGUCGUGGACGAGCACAACGAGCGCCGCCGCCUCGAGGGGCAGAGCUUCGUGGCCAAGGACAUGGUGGACGUGCUGCUGCAGUUCGCCGACGAUCCCAACCUCGAGGUCAAGCUCAAGCGGGAAGGCGUCAAGGCAUUCACUCAGGACCUCAUCGCGGGUGGCACGGAGAGCUCUGCGGUCACUGUGGAGUGGGCCCUCUCGGAGCUACUGAAGAAGCCGGAGGUGUUCACCAGGGCCACCGAGGAGCUGGACCGUGUCAUCGGCCGUGACCGUUGGGUCACUGAGAAGGACAUCCCCAACCUCCCCUAUAUUGAUGCCAUUGUGAAGGAGACCAUGCGGAUGCAUCCGGUUGCACCAAUGCUGGUGCCCCGUCUGUCGCGUGAGGACACGUCUAUUGAUGGCUACGACAUCCCCGCUGGUACACGGGUGCUCGUUAGUGUGUGGUCCAUUGGCCGCGACCCAAAGCUAUGGGACGCACCGGAGGAGUUUAUGCCAGAGAGAUUCAUUGGCAAUAAGCUUGAUGUGAAGGGACAAGACUAUGAGUUGUUGCCUUUUGGGUCUGGUAGGCGAAUGUGCCCUGGCUAUAGUCUUGGGCUAAAGGUGAUUCAGGUAAGCCUUGCCAACUUGCUCCAUGGCUUUAAGUGGAGGCUGCCCGAUGGCAUGACAAGGAAGAACCUAAGUAUGGAGGAGAUAUUUGGUUUGUCGACACCGCGCAAGUUUCCCCUCGAGGCUAUUGUUGAGCCCAAGCUCUCGGCACACCUCUAUGCAACUGCUUGAUGACUUCAAUGUGUGUGCAUUAUGUCUAUGAGUAAUGUAGGUGCUUCUUCUAUUUUGGUCGAGUAUCCUAGGUACUUCUAGUUUGGUCCAUUAAGCUCGUUGUAUUGCUGGCAUUGUUACUUAUGCAUCAUGUGUUGCAUUUGUAGAGUUGAAUGUAAUAACAGCGGAAGUGUGGUUUAAUAAUAUGUUUGAUAAUAAGGUAUUAUGCAUUGUUGGAGUGUGUUGCA